CAGCAGAUUCCCAGCUUUUGCUUGCAGUAUCGUUGUUGUUGCUACAGUCCUUAGUUACCGCUGAGGCCACAGUGGCCUAAAUAGCAGGUGAAACAUUAACAAGAUUUGGAAAUGAGUGUAGAAGAGUUCGGUUUUGUUUUGACCAGAAGGACAAUGAUACCAGCAAUUCAUUGUGUCUGCAGCCAUUUCUGCAUUUAACUACUUGUUUGAUGACCUACAGUAUCUACAAGGAAGCAUUUUGCACUGGAAUGCGGUCACAAAAGGCUGUUUAAUCCGCCCAUGGAUAUAGGUACAUCUCCGAGAAUUACCGUGCUUCUUCAAAGGGAUCAGGUAUAAAUGACGAAGAAGAUAUAAUCUAUUGUGGGAAACUUCAAAUGAACCCUGAUGGAAGAUGGAGGCUACAGAACACAUCAGCGAGUAGAAUGUUUUGUAAAAAGACACUUGGGACAAGACGUUUGUAACAGUCUUAGAAUUUCAGAACCAUGCAUUGUUGUUGGUGGAAGCUACAGCCAUGCCUUCAAGUUUAUUGUACUCACUGAUGAUACCUUAUAUAUUUUUGCAAAUCCACCACAAGCAGAAAAUGACAUAGAGAUGAGAAUUGAGCUGCAGCAAAUAAGUGAAGUUAAAUAUGUUCAUGAUAUUCCAGAAUUUUUAUCUGGUGACCUCCAAAAAAAUGCUCAGCAUUUUCGUAUGACUUACAGAAAAUCUGAUCUGAGUCCACAAGCCAAUUUGAAACCUGAACAAAAGAAUAAUGGAAAGAGAAACGCCAGCUCAUAUUUAAAGACAUUCCAGGAGAAUCCGGUUGGAUCUAAGACAGCAGUUGGUGCAGAGAAUCAGCCAGCUGCAGGAAGGAAUUCAAAUUCAAGUGUGAUAGAUGAGUUGAUGCGUGAAGAUGGAAGGUCUUCUACAAUACGAUUUAAGUUUGAUGAUCAUGAUGAUGAUUGUCAAAUAGGACGGGAUAGGUCUUACAGUGACCCAUUAAGAAUAACAGAACUCCCUGCUGAAGCCAAAGCUGCCAUUGCUGUGCCACUUAAACUUAACGCUUCACAAAACGUACGGAGAAAAGGAGCUAAAGAACCGAAUGGUUCUGAGAAGACCAUAUCAAAUCGUACGUCACGUCCUCUUCCUCCUCCAGCACCUGGGACGGAAAUGACCAAUGCGAUGAUUAUUAAAGGCUCUCCAAACUUAAGAGUAUCAGGAAGACGCAGAAGAAUGGGUGACCGCAAGCCAGAUGAUUCGAAGUCUAAAGAUGGAGCUGUGCAAACAAUUUCAGACCCCUGUCUUCGCGGAGCUCAUCCCAGUGAGAGUUCAGCAAUUCGUCACAAAUCUUUUCCCUUGGACCGGUAUUCUCAUGUCGAAAUGCCUGACUUGGCAUCCAGGUCAACCAGUUUUUUAACAACUGAAAAGAAUGGCUCUAGUAAGCACCUGAAUCAAAGUCUUUCUGCCAGGAUUGGCAGUUUCUUUGGUAAAACAGAUGAAAAGGCGUCAUUGAAAAGUGGUAUUUCUAAGACAAAGACUCCGGCCACACAAGACGACAAUUUCUAUGAAGAAGAUGUGUUUCCGACUGAUAGCAAUGUAGCUACAGUUGAUGUCUAUUUGCUAAAUGGAGAAUCGCAGAUGGUACCCCUGCUGAAAUCAACAAGAAUCAAUUCAAUAAUGUCGAAGACACUGCGAAUGGGUCGUGUAAGGGAGCGAUCUUCAAGUGUAGACAGAUCUAAGAUGCUGGAAGAAUUCAAUCUGCUAAAGGAGGACAUCCUUAAUUGCACUGAGAUCGAGAGAGCUUUCAUAUUGACCAAAGAAUUGCUUUCAGGUGCCACAAAAAGGCCGCUGAUCAAGACACUGUUCUGGAAAACCCAAGAACUUAUCAAUUACUAUCACACGAUACUUGACUCGUAUCUUAUAAAUCAUGCAAAAAUAGUGUUUCAUGGUGACGAAGCAGAUGAACUUGACUACAUGCUCAUCAUUGCUGAUCUAAUUGUUUGCAUGAUUUUCAACACUGAAAUUUUGCAAUCGAGAAACAAGAUCCUUUUUGGACACAGGGGAUCCAUAGUCUAUAAAAUGAUGAAAACAUCAAUGUGGAAACCUGACCUGUUAAAGAAACAGGAGUCGCAAGUGUUGUCAAAUGCUGCAGCCCUGUUGCUUGCUGGUGUGGAUCAUCAGCGUCAACAAAGUGACAAAGAAAUUGAGUUGGAUAAUUUACUGGGAGAAUGGACGGAUGCCUGUUCAUCUCUUGUUUACGAGCUGCUGAAUGCAACCGAGCAGUGCUCAUGGACAUACCGCGAAACAAAAGAGAUUUCUUUACACAACUUGAUAACUAACAUGGAAUCUCAUUCUCAAGUUGAAUCGUUUCUGCAGGAUCUGAUCGGCAGAAUACUCAUGCGGCUUCUAAAAGGACACUCGUUUUUAAAGCAUUCAGAAGUGGUUUUGUUGUAUAAGCAAUUCACUGUGCUAUCCUACGUUAUUGAAUACAGCCCAGCAUUGUCAAAAUUUUUGUCGGACCAUUAUUACGAAGAAUUUAGAUACUACAUUGGUUCACCUAAACACUUGAGUCGGAUACCGGAAUGUCCGGUUGCGCCAAUGCUCCGAGCAGUAAUAGCUGAAGUAAUCGAUCUCAUGAUAAAGCAGUAAUAGAAAGCAGUCCCUCCAUCGAUUCACCUGCGGCUUUUCAUGUUAUGAUGACGUUUUGUUGAUAUGUUCAAGAAAAUAAUGUAUUUUAGGUGCGUUAGCAUCUUACGAGCGUGAUUAGAUUUUUAUCCUGUUUGCGUUCAUUUUUAUCUCUAUGAAAAUGAGAGCUGGACUUUCUUAUAAUUUAUUUGCAUGUAUUGUUAAUGCUUUAAAAGAUGUUACGAAAAUUUGGGCUGGGUUUUUCGUGUUCGGCCUGAUUCUUACAGUCAGCCAUGUGACAGAAUUGGAAUUAGGCAAUAGGGCAACCCUUUCCGGUUCCCUUGCUGUUAUUGAAGCCUGAAGCACACAGUAGAAAUAGCCUGAAACAUUACUUGACCAAUUUCGUCUUGCCUUAGCCAGUUGCAAUGAUCAUGACAUGGCAAUUUUCAAUAAUUCUUCGUUGGAACUUGACAUAAACGCAGGUUUAAUUGGUCUAGUAAAGUUUUCCUUUAAUCCUAAAGAAAUGUCAGGCUUCACCUGAUGUGCGUAAUUCUUAUUCUGUUGCCAUGCAACAUUAGCUAACGACACUUAGCAACGGUAACUCACGCAUCUUCUUUGUGAUAGCCUGCGUGCAGACUCAAAAUUUUCUACGUGAAAUAGUAGAGUCUGCACGCAGGCUACUUUGUGAAGUUCUGAGUGUUGACGUAUGGUGUUUCUGUUGAAUAAAGGACUUGUACUUAAUUUAUUCAUUAUGAAAUUUAUGGGUAUCCUGAAUUUAUAACUGUUAUAGUAACAUAAUUAUAAACUUCAGACUAACCUUGUUUACGAUCAGUGAUUAGAUAAUAGGAAUCGCUUAUUAGAAGAUCAAAAUCACUGAUUAGAUGCAUGAUAGCUGAUUUAAGGAUUGCUCGCACUAUUGAUUCAAAUUAACGGAAGAAGCAGCACGAUCCAUUCGGCGAUGAUUACAUUAUUAUUUAAUCGGUUCAGCUGCAUCAUUUAUUAGGCAUUGUAAUUUCUUUGCUUCAUAUCCAUAUUAAAUCAAAUAGUCAAACAGUUCUUCGUGGUCAGCAAUGUUAUCCCAGCGCGCCUUUGACCACGACUCUAUAGGCCAGCUCUAUAUCACCUAUUCGCAAGAGGUUUUUCAAACUUGCAUGGCCAUGUAUUUGUUCUACAUGCAAAAGAAUUUCAUUUGAUUUUGCAAGUUCUUUCCAAGAUAACUUUUUAUCGAUAACAAAUUUGAAAGACAUUGAAUAAA
Rhopilema esculentum is the source of this 3859-nucleotide messenger RNA. RefSeq lists its product as uncharacterized. NCBI's taxonomy places the organism in Eukaryota, Metazoa, Cnidaria, Scyphozoa, Rhizostomeae, Rhizostomatidae. The record is from RefSeq and is a predicted model, not a curated record.